AUGUUGUCAGCCUCGGCGGAUAACGCCACUGCCAGCCGCUUGGCUCUGUAUGCCGUUGGAGCGGCGGUCCUGGCUGCUCCGCUGGCAUACCACGCGUUCCAUUGCGACAUUGAUGGCUUAUCGUCGCGUGUUCGGCGCCUCGUCCGACCUCCACCGCGUUAUAUCCAUGAGCCGCUCGCCAAGGGGCAGUUCAGGCUACUUCAUCUCCUUGCUGGGAAGGAGGAGGACGACGAGGUCCAUGUAAGGCUUACUGCCGAGUCCAUCGACACAGCCGUCCAGUACCACGCCAUCUCUUACACCUGGGGCGUUGAUGGGGAGACGGCGUCCAUUUUCUGCGAGGGAAAGCACAUACGGAUCACCAAGAGCUUGUUCGAUGCUCUCAAACGAUGGCGCCGAGCCGACGAGGAAAUUGUCCUGUGGGCAGACUCGAUAUGUAUCGACCAGCAAAACACGUUGGAGAAGACGAACCAGAUCAUGCUCAUGGCGGAAAUCUACUCGAGGGCGGAAUCCGUCUUUAUCUGGCUCGGUAACGACGAUGCGCACCUCGAGGGGAUCGAGGAUCUGAUCAAGGCUGCGUUAGAGAUCAUCCCCGAGGUCGUGGACGACCCCAGGAAGAACAGGGAAAACGCAGCGUUGGCCGACAUACGCAUGGAAACAGACGAAGUACAGGAUCUGAACUGGGGCGCGCUGAGGUCACUGCUGAGCCACACGUGGUUCGAGCGCAAGUGGGUAUACCAAGAAGCGGUCCUCAACGACAAGACCUGGUUCUAUUGCGGAAAGUUCGAGCUGCCCUUUGAACCCGUGGCGGAGCUCGCCUUACGAAUGACAACGUAUGGUGUCCAGCCUGUACCCCAGGAUGGGUCGGUCAAUGACACCCACUUGUCCUACUUGCUCGUACGCAUAUAUAACCUCUCCAUGAUGCGCGCGAGCCAGUUUUUCCGCGGCAAGCGACCGUUCACGCUGCUAGAUACCGUCAAGGGUUCGAGAGGGUUCCGGUGCACCGAUCCGCGAGAUCACAUCAUGGGGAUCCUGGGGCACGCGACGGACGUCGAAAAAGACAGCAUCAUUUCCCAGGAGAACAUGUACUCGCUGUCGGUCCAGGAGUGUUACCUGCGCUUCGCCAAAGCACAGCUUCUGGAAAAGCGUGAUUUCGGCGUUUUGUCGCUGGCACCGCAAAAGUUCGUCAGCGACUCUGCGUAUCCAUGGUACUACCGCCCGUACGUCCAAUGGCAGAACAGACGGCUGCCGAACCUCCCGUCCUGGGUGCCCGACCUACGGCACCAGGAGAUUGACACUCUGCCAACCUACUCCGUCCGGUAUGGGAACUUCUCGGCCGGCGGGACGCAAGCGGGGGAGGUGGAAAUCAUCGACGACAAGAUCUUCAAGUGCAGAGGGUUGGUUGUCGACGCGGUCGAAGAAGAGGGCGUCUUCUGGUUCGACCUGCCGCUUCUGCGGGCGCCCAAACGCGUCCCGCCGCCGAUGGACAAGAAGGGCCCCUCCUUCAUCAGGCACAAACUGAGGCACCUCAGCUUCUACAGGGCGUGCGUGCGGUUGGCGUCCGGCUCGGAAAACGUCAAAGACAUGUCCCCGGAGCGGCUCGUGGCGCUCUGGAAAACGCUGACGUGCGAGAGGGGCCAGCUGAGCGACCGGAUCGAAAUUGACCUCUCAGAAAGCUUCAAAGACUUGGUCUCUGGGCUGGAAACGUGGCUCCACUCGAAGGACCCCGAGGAGGCAAAGAGGGCGUGGGCGUCGUUUGUGGCUUCGGGACAGGUCCAUAUGAGCGUCAUCGGUCACGCGAUGCCACGAAGGAUUUCCCGCACGAGGGGGGACAGGCUCUGCGCGAUACCGAGGGAUGCGAGGGUAGGCGAUGUGGUCUGCGUUCUGCUCGGGUCCGAGGUGCCCUUUGUCAUCCGGCCCACGAGGCAGGGCAUGUACGAGCUGAUAGGAGAGGCGUAUGUCAGUGGCAUAAUGGAUGGCGAGGCUCUCUCCGCUGGCAUGUAUGACGAAGUGUAUGUACUUUUGGAAUGA
Messenger RNA from Colletotrichum spaethianum, 2028 nucleotides. Its product is annotated as heterokaryon incompatibility protein 6, OR allele. The coding region runs from base 1 to 2028 and encodes 675 amino acids. The record is from RefSeq and is a predicted model, not a curated record. NCBI's taxonomy places the organism in Eukaryota, Fungi, Ascomycota, Sordariomycetes, Glomerellales, Glomerellaceae. The transcript has a single exon.